This is a messenger RNA of Ilyonectria robusta, 1452 nucleotides long. Its product is annotated as putative low affinity iron transporter. The coding region runs from base 1 to 1452 and encodes 483 amino acids. The transcript has 2 exons. Lineage: Eukaryota; Fungi; Ascomycota; Sordariomycetes; Hypocreales; Nectriaceae. The record is from RefSeq and is a predicted model, not a curated record. Gene Ontology annotation, biological process: transmembrane transport.
AUGGCCCGCGUUUGGGAUGCCAUUCGAGUCCCUGGGGCGAAGGGAGAGAUCGCUGAAGCUGCGCCCACGCAGAACGUAUCUGUUACUAUGAAUCCUCCAGACAAUAUCACUGGCUUCGUCCCCAACACGAAAGCCAGGCUUCUCGACCGCUGGCUUGAUGUCGUUGUCCGCUUUGCCGGCUCCGAGCCCGUAUUCCUAUCCCUUAUGUCUGGGCUCCUCAUUUGGGCAUUCCUAGGCAUCCGGUUCGGCCACUCUGUGCAAUGGGCGGUCGUUAUCUCGAAUGUCCAGGCUAUUGUCAGCUACAUCUUCGACUCCUUCUUGAUGCGUCAGCAACUGAACGACUAUGAUCGAGACAUUCGAGCGGCAGCCAUGCUCAGAUCCCGAAUCCACAGCCAGAAGCGUAUGCUGCGCGAGAUUGUCGCAAGCAACCGCUAUAGACUGCUUACAGAGAAUGAACUGAACCAGCUGAGCCAGACUAUGGGUGACGCCAAACUCCCCACUGAGAACUGGCUAGGACGCGUCUCGACAUUCCUCUCUGCCGUCCUAGGACACAUCGUCACAGUUGGGCUUUUCUGGGUUUGCAUCUUUGUCUGGAUUGGUUUCGGCCACUCUCUGGGAUGGAGCGACCAGUGGCAGCUGUAUAUCAACUCCGCUACAUCGGCCUUGAUGCUUCUGAUCUUCGCCUUUCUUGCAAAUAUCCAAGAGCGACACGGCGCGCACAUUGAAAAAUGCCUGGACAUCCUCUUUGAAAUGGACUCUGCCGUCGAGUCUCAGCUUCGGACUAUUACCGGGGACAUUACACCAAACCCUGUUGUUACAGUUCCCGCACCCAACGUCGGCAGGCUCCAGAGGGCUAUUUUCUAUUACGCAGAUGUGGUGGGUACUCUUGUGGGAAUUGCCAUUCUGAUCACGGUGAUGGCUGCCUGGCUAGCCGUCGGCCCUGUCAUGUCCUUCAACUCAAACUGGUGGCUCCUGAUCGGCACUUAUGCUGGGUUGAUUGGGAUGAAUGACGGAUUCAUACUGGAUAACGUCCAGUCGAAACUCAAUUCGUACGUGGAAGAGGCAUUCAAGCAGGUGUAUUACGAUGACAUGGGCCUCUUUGAAGAUAUUCAUACUCAGGAACAAGCCGAAAAACAAGCGCAGAAGACAACAAUCAGCCAACGUCUAUCUGCCAGGAUGAGUCGCAUUUGCUCGCACCCAGCCACCAUCGUUAUCGGAUUUUUGUCUAUUGUCGGCCUACUCAUUGGAGCUACGGCCAUGAAAUGGACAAUGACUGGCCAGCUCCUCUGCAACGUCCCUCCGAGCAUUAUUGAGUCCUUCUUCAUGAUGGUUCUCAUCACGAGCCACAACAUGUCCGAUGACAAGCGACGAGCUGAUCUGCAAGCCAUGUAUCUGCACCGGCUUCAGUUGCUGUGCUGGGUAAAGGAAGUGAAGAUUCUGGAGGUAGAGUAG